Molecule: messenger RNA, 1314 nt
Organism: Dissoconium aciculare CBS 342.82
Lineage: Eukaryota; Fungi; Ascomycota; Dothideomycetes; Mycosphaerellales; Dissoconiaceae
Product: MFS general substrate transporter
Exons: 1
Biological process (GO): transmembrane transport
Cellular component (GO): membrane
Molecular function (GO): transmembrane transporter activity
Source: RefSeq, a predicted model, not a curated record
UUCAAGUCCUUGACCUCCGAGAUCAGCUUCGUGACUGCCAUCUGCUUGACGCAAUUCCUGGCCGAAUUUCUCAUCACCGGUUUCGCUAUUGCCUUACCUCGCAUGUUGGCUAGAACCACGGAUGCGGAUGCCGAAUCGACAGGCCUAUUUUGGCCGGCAACGCUCCUCACCCUCAUCCUCAGCGCUUCCUUACUCAUCGCAGCGAGGAUCUCUGACAAAUAUGGAGGCUUUUACCCUUUCAUGACGGGAGUACUCUGGCUUGCUGUUUGGUCAUUGGUCGCAGGUCUCGCUCCAGGCGUCAUCUGGCUAGACGUCAGCCGAGCAAAUCAGGGCCUGGCCAUAGCCUUUUUCACACCAUCGACGUUCGCCCUCGUAGCAAACGGAUAUGAUGAAGGUCGCCGCAAGAACAUCGUACUGGGUUUGUACGCCGGUUGUGCUCCUCUUGGCUUCUUUUCAGGCUUCAUGGUAGCUAGUGUUCUCCCUGAGGAUGGCCUCUCGUGGUACUUCUGGAUCUCAGCCAUCCUUGCCGCUACCGCCGCCACACUCGCCAAGUUCAGCGCGCCUAGUCGGAAGAUACUCAAUCCGGGGAUAAAGCUGGAGAUGGACUGGAUUGGUUCAUGUCUGAUCACUUCAGGCCUCUUGUCGUUAACGUAUGGGCUCGCCGUGAUUCCCUACACGAGCACCGAGACUGGAUUUGGGGCUUACACUUCGCCUCGUGUACUUGGACCACUGUUGUUAGGUUUCGUAUGCCUCAUCGUCGCCGUGUGGUUUGAAGGCUGGGUCGCCCAAUCACCCCUGCUACCUAUGGCCUUCUUUCAGGCCAGAGAGGUACGAAUCCUGGCACUAGCGUGUCUGUUCUUCUACGCAUCAUACGGAGUCUGGUUGUAUGACUCAGCUUUAUUUCUGCAGAAUCCUAUUGCAACAGGACUGCCUGACGGGAUUCGUGGAGCUCAACUCGCCAUAUGGUAUACUCCCACAGCACUUGGAGGCAUGAUAAUCUGUGUCUGCGGAGGCGCCUUGUUGCAUUUGGUCUCACCGAAAAUCCUAUUCUGCAUAUCGGGUACUGCGUGGGUCGCAGCACCUCUGCUAUUGGCGCUUUGUCCGACACCACUUCGGUAUUGGUCAUUCAUUGUGCCGUCGAUGCUCUGUGCCACAAUCGGUAUUGAUCUUACCUUCACCAUCUCGCUUGUGUGCAUCACUCGUGUACAACCAAGUUAUUACCAGGCACUUGCUGGGGCGGUAUGCUCUAUUCUUUGCGACUUGGCAAUCACAUUCUCAUUGCCAAUCUCGGAAAUUCUCAGCAAGCAAGUGGAG